Molecule: messenger RNA, 632 nt
Organism: Phodopus roborovskii (desert hamster)
Lineage: Eukaryota; Metazoa; Chordata; Mammalia; Rodentia; Cricetidae
Gene: Opa3
Product: outer mitochondrial membrane lipid metabolism regulator OPA3
Exons: 2
Coding region: 78-617 (179 amino acids)
Biological process (GO): regulation of lipid metabolic process
Cellular component (GO): mitochondrion
Source: RefSeq, a predicted model, not a curated record
GCGGAGGAGACGCGAGGCGACGUCAGCGGCGCCCCGCCCAGUCAGCCAGGUUGCGCGUGCCCAGGGCGACCGCCAAGAUGGUGGUGGGCGCGUUCCCCAUGGCGAAGCUGUUCUACCUGGGCAUCCGGCAGGUCAGCAAGCCGCUGGCCAACCGCAUCAAGGAGGCCGCCCGCCGCAGCGAGUUCUUCAAGACCUACAUCUGCCUGCCCCCGGCCCAGCUGUACCACUGGGUGGAGAUGCGGACCAAGAUGCGCAUCAUGGGCUUCCGGGGCACAGCCAUCAAGCCGCUGAACGAGGAGGCAGCGGCAGAGCUGGGAGCUGAGCUGCUGGGUGAGGCCACUAUCUUCAUUGUGGGCGGAGGCUGCCUGGUCCUGGAGUACUGGCGCCACCAGACCCAGCAGCGCAACAAGGAGGAGGAGCAGAAGGCAGCCUGGAACGCGCUGCAGGACGAGGUGGGCCGCCUGGCGCUAGCACUGGAGACACUACAGGCUCAGGCACAGGCCACGCCCUCUUUGAGCGCCCUGGAGGAGCUGCGUGCUGAGCUGCAGGAGGUGCGCGCUCAGGUCUGCAACGUGCACUCCACUGCCAAGUGCCAUGCAGCGUCUUCCAAGAAAUAGCCAGCGGCUGGGGCC